Messenger RNA from Paramuricea clavata, 1562 nucleotides. The record is from the annotation of a GenBank genome assembly. Lineage: Eukaryota; Metazoa; Cnidaria; Anthozoa; Malacalcyonacea; Plexauridae.
CGCGUGUUUUGUGCCAAAUUUUAAAUUUUGUCAGAGUUUGGAAAUAUGUCUUCGCAAAAAAAGGUUACUUUUGCAGAGGAAAAUGAGGAAAAAAGUGGCCGUUUUAAGGGCAAACAUUCGUUAGAUAGCGACGAAGAAAGCGACGGGCAAGGCGAAGGUAUUUUUGUUGCAACCUAGCUUUAAUUUGGCAAUAAUUGAUGUUUUAUUUGCAAUCCAUAUUUCAAAUAAAACAUCAAUUGUCGCCAAAAUAUCAUCAUCUCAUCCUUCACGAGAUAAAACGUCCGGCAUUAGACAAAAUAAUUAAGUAGGGUGCAUUUAAUAGGACACAAUGCAACUUAUAAAUCGUCUGGCGUUACACAGAGUAAAAUCGUCUGGCAUUAGACAGAGCAAAAUCGUCUGGCGUUAACCAAAGCAAAAUCAUCUGGUGCUAGACACAGCAAAAUCAUCUGGCAUUAAACAGAGCAAACUCGUCUGGCGUUAACCAGAGUAAAAUCGUCUGGCGUUAAGCAGAAUAAAAUUGUCUGGCAUUAGAUGGAGCAUUAAUAUAAUAAUGUGGGGCGUUUUAUUGUACAAGGCUAAUGCAAGUACUAAUUAGAAUUAUCAUUAUUCUGACUAUUAUAGACGAGGGAAAUUUGCUUGACGAGGACGAUAUCGAAGGACAAGAAGAAGCAACGAUUGAUCAUGAAGGCGAGGUCACAAUAACACCUUUUAACCUUCGCGAAGAGAUGGAGGAAGGCCAUUUUGACUCGGCCGGGAAUUACUUUGUUAAGAAAAGCAAGGAAAUUCGAGAUGAAUGGCUGGACGGCGUGGACUGGCAAAAAAUCGACGAAAGGGCGGGAAAAAUCGAAAAAGAGAAAGACGACGAACAAUUUGAGGACGCACCUGAUGAAAUUAAUAAAACUACUACGAUGAAAUCGAUUCUCGAAAUACUCAAACCAGGUGAGACUGUUUUGAAAGGAUUGAAACGGCUAGGCGGUAAGACUCAAACGCAGAGCUCCGCCUCGAGAAAAUGGAAGACUAAACGGACAAAGCUGGACGAAAGUGCGGAAACGAAAGACAGCGUUGAAACUACGUCUGAAAACAAGGACUUACUUUUGAAACUGACCGGGUUAGCCGAUGAUCUGUUACAAGCCGGUGUCUUCAGUGUCUAUCAGGACACAUAUGAAAAGUUGGCAUAUCGUGUCAAGGAAAUUGAGAAGGAAAAAGUGGAAGCCCUAGACGAUGACGCCCUUGAAGCCGCGUUUCAACAAGGAAGUGGGGAAACAAGUUCAGCCUCCGUGGAAGCACCCAAGGAAACGUCUGUGGAUGACGACGAGACCAAAUGGUACUACAAAUGGAAAAAUGACGACGAUGCAGAAACUUUUGGACCAUUCGGCAGCACUCAGAUGUUGGACUGGUCCAACGAGGGUUAUUUUGGGAACGGGGUCUGGGUACGAAAAUCGAAUCAGUCCGGGGACUUUUAUAACUCGAAACGUAUUGACUUUGAACUGUAUAUAUGAAUGGUAGUUUAUAACAUUUCUGUAAAUAUAAAGUAUUAAUAAUGAUUAAUAAAGUAAUUUGAC